This is a messenger RNA of Rhinichthys klamathensis goyatoka, 2357 nucleotides long. It is a transcript of the gene mboat1, whose product is annotated as membrane bound O-acyltransferase domain containing 1. Gene Ontology annotation, cellular component: membrane. The transcript is spliced from 13 exons. Bases 153 to 1688 code for a protein of 511 amino acids. Gene Ontology annotation, molecular function: acyltransferase activity. Gene Ontology annotation, biological process: lipid modification. The record is from RefSeq and is a predicted model, not a curated record. Lineage: Eukaryota; Metazoa; Chordata; Actinopteri; Cypriniformes; Leuciscidae.
CACACACACACACACACACACACAGCUGACUGACAGCUCCAGCCACGCCUUCUGUCACUUCAACACACGCAACUUUACACAGUGUUAGCUCGUGUGUUCAUCAUGCUGGAGUUCUGAUACACGACUCUCUCACCCGGGAUGUUUGGCCGUCGAUGGUCGAUGUGUGUGAGGUGAUACUGGGAUACUGGGAUACACUGAUCUACACCAUGCAGAAUGAGGAGGAGAACACGGACACCGCGUUUAGAACCACUGGGUGCUCCUGGUUGAGUCCGGUCAGCGAGCGGGUCGGCGUUCCUCUGGAUCAGGUGAAUUUCAUCGCCUGCCAGGUGUUCGGGCUAGCGGUUGCGUUCUGGUUCCGGCUCGCUCUCGGGCCGCAUCGAGUCUCCGCUGAGCUUCGGCAUACGGUCGCUGUCGUGUUCGGCGCUGCGAUCCUCAUCUUCUGCUUCGGCUGGUAUGCUGUGCAUGUCUUCCUCCUGGUCUUGGCUUGUUAUGGUAUAAUGAUCACAGCCAGUGUCCACAAUCUUCACAGAUAUACUCUGAUUGCCUCGCUCGGAUACCUCACGCUUUGCCAAGUGAGCAGAGUCUUCAUAUUCGACUAUGGGAUCCUGUCCACAGAUUUCUCAGGGCCUUUGAUGAUAAUAACACAGAAGGUCACUACUCUUGCCUUUCAGGUGCAUGAUGGUAUGAGUCGAAAGCAAGAGGAACUUAAAGACGAUCAGAGGCGUCUGGCAGUACACUCGCGCCCGUCUCUGUUGGAGUAUCUGAGCUACAAUAUAAAUUUCCUGAGUGUCUUGGUGGGCCCUUGCAGUCUCUAUAAAGACUACACUGAGUUUAUCAGGGGCCAGCGUGUGAAGCGAGUCAGAGACGGCAGUUCACAGCAGAACGGCUGGGAUAAAGUGCCUGAGCCGUCGCCUGUGAGGACUGUGGUUAAUAAGCUUCUCGUGUGCGUCUGCUGUCUGCUCUGGUUCUUCAUCAUCACCAAAGCCUUCCCCAUAACGUACAAUGCGGACCCGCAGUUCGUCAGCGACGCCUCUUUCGUGACCAGAUUGGCCUACGCGUUGGUUUCCAUCCAGGCUGCCAGACCCAAGUUCUACUUCGCAUGGACCCUCGCGGAUGCGGUCCACAAUGCAGUGGGGUUUGGAGUCAGUGGUGUGAACGCGAGAGGAGAAGUGUCCUGGGACCUCGUCUCCAACGUCCACAUCUGGGAGAUUGAGACAGCAACAAGUUUUAAAUCAUUUAUCGACAACUGGAAUAUACAGACUGCUCUUUGGCUAAAACGUGUAUGUCAUGAUCGAGCUCCGUUUCACCGCAUGCCUCUCACAUUCGUGCUGUCGGCGAUCUGGCAUGGAGUUUACCCCGGAUACUACUUUACAUUCAUCACCGCUAUACCCAUCACCUUAGCAGCUCGCACUGUGCGCAGAAACUUUCGGGAGUAUUUCUUGUCUUCUCGCCAGCUCAAGAUCUGCUAUGAUGUUGUGACCUGGGCUGCCACUCAGAUGACCAUCUGCUACACUGUAAUGCCUUUCCUUCUGCUGGCCAUCAAACCCACCAUGCAGUAUUACAGAUCGAUGUACUUUCAUGUGCAUGUCAUCAGUAUUCUGGCUGUGAUCCUCUUACCCAGCAAACCCAGGGGCUUCAAGCCUGAAAGACUUGACCGGCAUUCGAACAAUAAUGUGAAGGAGGACUGAACCCUUCUGGUGUGUGUGUGUGUGUGUGUGUGUGUGCACUGAGAGAGCAGAGGCACUGACAGACAAAGGCUACUUUGUGUGAACAAAAUUAAAAAAGAGCUGGUCUGGGUAUUCACUUGCAAACAGGCCAGCGCUGAGCCGUACACACACACACACACACACACACACAUACACACACACACAUAUACCACACCAGAGACGCACUCUAUUCAAUCUAAAAAUACACACAAAGCCAGCUGGAGAACGGAUAAGGGAACACACAGUUUAAGUAGUGCUGUACUCACUAUGAGGCAAAUAUGUGACACCUAUACUAAGUAAAUUAAUGCUGCCCAUUUUAAUGGUCUUUUAAAAUAGUUUAACACAAUUUUUCCUAAUUUAUUUUGGAUAUAACUGCAUGAUCACUUUACACUGAUGCCAAGAGAGAAUUGUUUGAUUUGUUUUUCUUUUUUUUAUAAAAAUGAAGUGAAUUGAUAUUUUAUACUAAUGUGUAAAUAAUAAUGUAUUUAAUAAUAGUGUUAAGAUGUUCAUUUUCAGUACAAUUACAGUGUAGUAAAUAUAUAAUGGCUAUGAAUAAUAAAUAAUAAAUACUGCUGCAAAUAUUAACUGAAGAAUAGUCAAAUUAGAUAUGUUGUGGAUGUUGUUGCCUAAAUAAAGAGGUUUGUGAAUGAA